Molecule: messenger RNA, 4016 nt
Organism: Zingiber officinale
Lineage: Eukaryota; Viridiplantae; Streptophyta; Magnoliopsida; Zingiberales; Zingiberaceae
Product: pentatricopeptide repeat-containing protein At1g13040, mitochondrial-like
Exons: 6
Coding region: 380-2392 (670 amino acids)
Molecular function (GO): protein binding
Source: RefSeq, a predicted model, not a curated record
UUCCGUCUCGCCGCCGCGCUCCUGUCCGCCCUCUACCUUCGAUUCCGCACAACCAUUCCCGGCACCGCGGGUGCUCAUCUCUGUUCGCUGUGUGAGCCGACGCCACCGCUUCCUGCUUCCUUCCGUCCUCUAUUUCCCUCGGGUUGCGAAGCAAUCUCCAUUCCACCUCUCGAGCGUCAAGAAAUUCAUUGAUGGUAGAACCUCAACACAUCAACUGCAAAGCUAAGAAAAAAAAAGAUAAAGGCGCGAUCUUUUCUCUAUUUUCCUCUUGACGGUGUAAAUCUCCUUUGAUCCUUCACUCCAUUCUAUCCGGUCUGAUUUUUUUUCAUGAUUUUCCGGGAUCAGAAACUGUUCGACGAACCCUCCUCAGAGAAAUCUUAUGUUUUUGGGCAUCCGGUGCUAUUGGCACCUCCCGAAGAAAGGCCUUUGCAGCUCAGGUUUCUCCCUUAGGAGUCCAAUAAGCUUCUUCCAUUGCCAGACAAACCCAGCGCGUCGGUGUUCAUCAGAAUCGUGCGUCAAAAUUUCGGCAAUAUUUCCGUCACCUACCCAAGCAUUACUGAAGUCUUCUUGCAGGAUACAAAGAGUUCUGGAAUCUAGAGAAGAGUGGUCGGAGUUGGUGGAGAUUGAAUUACAGAAGCUUAACAUUGAGUUAAAUACAUAUAUCGUUAACCAAGUGUUGAAGAGCUUGUCAAAUUCUUAUACAGCCUACCAAUUUUAUAAGUGGACGGAAUGCCAACCUGAUUUCAGGCAUGAUCAUUUCACAUUUAAGACCCUCGUCUCCUUGUUGCUCGAAGAUCAAAAUUUUGGCAUUUUGUCAGAGGUUUUGAAAGGAAUAAGUGGCAAUGAAAUUACAGUGCACCGCUCUGUUUAUCGAAUUAUUAUUUCAGGAUUCAUUAGAUCUGGCCAGAUUAACUUAGCUAUUCGUACAUUUGAAGCUAUGUUUGAAUCAGGCUGCCGUAUGUUCAGUAUUGAUUUUAAUAAAUUUAUUGGUGUAUUAAUUUCAAACAAUUGUUUUGAUACUGCUGAAAAAUACUACAAUAGGAUGAUAUUGGAUGGAUUUACUUUGAACUCAUUUACCUACUCAAGAUUUAUUUCUAGUCUGUGUUUAGUGAACAAUCUUCUGUUUGCUGAGAAACUUUUGCAAGAUAUGGAUAGGAUUCAUUUGGUUCCAGACAUCUGGGCCUAUAACAUAUAUUUGAAUUGCUUAUGCAAGCAAAAUCGGUUGGAAGAAGCUGUAGAAAUUCUUCGUUCAAUGUCCCAGAAAGGAAGAGAGCCGGACAUUGUCAGUUACUCAACAGUAAUCAAUGGUUUCUGCAUUGCUAAACACUUCUCUACUGCCUUAGAGCUAUGGGAAGAAAUAUUCAAGAGGGGCAUCAAGCCAGCUGUCUCGGCAUCUGGUCCAUUAAUUUUUGGUUUGUGUGAUAAUGGAAAGGUUGAGGAAGCUUAUGAAAUAAUGAUUGGAAUGAUAAAGAUGAAUGCUGAGCUAAAUGUUACGAUUUAUAAUGCUAUCAUAUGUGGAUUCUGCAAAGUUGGUCGAUUUGAUAAGGCCCAAGUGCUAGUGUCUUACAUGCGAAGAAAUGGUUGUGAACCUGACUUGGUCACUUGUAACAUAUUCUUGAAUCAUUACUGCGAUAGAGGUAUGCUCAAUGAAGCAUGGAAACUGAUGAAAAGAAUGGAAAAUAGUGGAAUAAGUCCAGACAAAUAUAGUUAUUCUCAAGUGCUGAAGGGUCUUUGCAAGACUAAUCAACUUGAUAGGGCAUAUUCUUUGAUCACGGAAUGCAUGGAGGUAAAAGGAUUAUGUGAUGUGGUAUCCUGCAACAUUGUUAUAAAUUCAUUUUGCAAGACCAGAAAAUUGGGAGCUGCUUUUAAAUUGUGUAAAGAGAUGAGUAAUAAAGGAAUCUAUCCAGAUGCUAUUUCUUAUGGUCUUCUAAUUCAAGGAUUCUUCAGGGUUGGACAUGCCCUUCAAGCUCAGGAGUUGUUUCACCAAAUGCUUGAGGUUGGUGUUGUUCCAAAUGUGAAUACAUAUAACACAAUAAUACAUUACUUGUGUAGAAAGGGUGAGAUAGAAGCUGCUCGCACAUAUUUUUUUGACAUGGUUAAGAAAGGGCUAUCCCCUAAUGCAAUUUCCUAUUCUACUCUCAUGCAUGGGCUCCUGAAAGCAUUUAAAAUAAAUGAAGCUAUCAGUCUAUUUCAUGAUAUGUGCCAGAAUGGAGUUAUGCCUAAUGAAGUGACGUUUACAUUAUUGAUUCAAGGACUUAUGGAGGAUGGGAAAUUUGUCCUAGCUCAUAAGAUCAGGGAUUAUAUGAUGGAAAAGGGAUUUGAACUUGACAAAACCCUUUCUGAAAGACUGAUUGUUGCAAUGAAGUCCAAGGACCCAGAAGCCAGUGUCUGAGAGGCCUCAAUCAUAUUUGAGCAGAAAAAACUGCGAAUACACUGCUCCAGGUUCGUGAAAAGGUGUCAUCUCAAAUAGGAGCUUAAUGCCUGUUAUGAUUGCCAUAGAAUGAAGAGAUUGAUCAGGUGUCUUUCAGCUUAACAUCCAGAAGACAUUUUGAAUCUCACAUGAUGGCAGAGAGGCUUGGGAUGAGUUACAUCGGGGUGAAGAAGUACAUGGGUCCAUUUUUACCAUAACACCUGUGGGUGUCUACUUGUGACAAACGUACUAUUGCUGUGGCACGGUGGGGAUCUGCAUUUGUUCUAUUCACAUACAUAGCCAGGAUGGUUUGAAGGGGUUACAUAGCCAGGAUGGUUUGAAGGGGUUAACUAAUGCUUAAAAGAUUGUGAUAAUCAAUGCAAACUACAUGGCAAAGCAUCUAGAGAAGUAUUGUCCUAUUCUUUUGAGUAGUCAAAGGAAUUGUUGCCCACAUAUUCGUUAUAGUCUUGAGGGGGUUCAAGGUGAUUAAAAUCAGCAUGGUGCCAUCUGGUAAUUGCCCUUGCUACGCUUAUGAUUCUGAUAAUUAUGGAGAUUUGAAGUUUUUUUGGACAACUGCGGGUAUUUAGCCUGAAGAUGUUGCCUAACGCUAAUUUAUUAUGGAUUCCAUGCACCAAGAAUGUUUUUGCAGUGCCAGGGAUGCUCAUGAUUGAACCGACGACAGAGUGAAAUCAAGGUAUUCUACCAUAUUUUUGCUUACUAGCUCACCAUCGGUCUUUAACAAUGCUGUCUUCCCUUGCGGUGGUCAACAGAUUCAGUGGCACUCUUAUUUCGUUAAAGGAACAAAUUGCUGGAAAAACUGAUAUUAAUAACAAUGUUCUGAAGGUACAAGGAGGAUUUAAAACUGGAUCCUUGGGACGGUGCGAUAAUUAAGACAUGGAGUAUUAUCAUAUGAGGUCUUGGGGUUAAAAUUUGGUGUGUCCGAGCAUGUUUCCCUCCCUUGCUUUGCCACUUGCACUAAUGACUAGUAGUCAUCUGUGAUUUAUCUCCGUGUUGGUUUAGGGAUGAAUUGACGGGGGUGCUAGAGGCGAGCAAAUCAUCUUUUAUCACACAAGGAGUAUUUAAAACUAUUCAUAUUAAUCUUAGUUCUUUGACAUAGUUGAUAUGUUGGAGCAUUUGCCAUUUAGUAUUUUCUCUCACGAAAUUAACACAAGAAACCAAUCAGAUGUUCACCCUCCACUGCUUAUGGGCGACACAUCGAAUAAACCCUAGACCAAGGCCUUGCUGCUUGGUUCCGAGGCACCAAGUUCUAGCCCACUACAGCUGUAAAUGCAUAAGAUAAUGGAGGGAGUUUUCUUCUCUGGUUACCCCAUCGACCAACACUGUACGUAUCCAAAUGUGGAAUUUCUUGCUCCUAUGCCAAAGCUACCACAACACUUUCUCCUGUCAUAACAUGCCGCCCUCUGCAGCAUAUUCGAAGCUCGGUUACAUGACAUUCUGUCAAGUUACAAGUCCGAUGCUUCUCAUUAGUAUAGCUUUAAAUUUCAUACCCUUGAGACUUUUAUUUUGAGCACAGUCGAUCCAUUAAGGUGAAGUGAUUAUAUAUACUCGAAGGUCUCAGGAACGAAUAGAUGCUUUCUAACUUUCA